AUGAUGGUGUUGUUACUGCUUGACGGAAUGUCAACGAUUGCGUCGUUACAGAAUACUCAUGGUCAGUUAUUUGGGAUAUUCACAACAUUUUUUCAUUUUCGUCGUUUGAUUAAAUAUCAAACAGAGUCACAAGAACGCGCAAGAAUCCUAAAGCGCUAUGAACACCAUUCGAUACCUUCGUCUAUCGAAUCAUUACGGGAAAAAGCCGCCCCAUUACCACCCGAUCGUUUCGAUAGUUUAAGAUCUUUACCGCAACAAAGAUCAAAUAUCGUUUUAUCACCACCACCAUUUUGUCAAUCAAUUCGAGAUGAUGGAACAUUGAUCCCACGUGUAGCAACAAUAAAUAGAAAUCCUACAAUGCUUAUUCAACGAGGUUUAAGACAAGAUGGUAAACCAGAGAAUUUUCGAUAUAAUAUACCGUUAAAUGAAUUAUUUCAUCAGAUACAAACAAACGAAGCAGAUCAACAUCAUCAGCAACAAGAAAACUUUUGA
Messenger RNA from Didymodactylos carnosus, 492 nucleotides. The record is from the annotation of a GenBank genome assembly. Lineage: Eukaryota; Metazoa; Rotifera; Eurotatoria; Philodinida; Philodinidae.